Grammomys surdaster is the source of this 468-nucleotide messenger RNA. RefSeq names its product histocompatibility antigen 60b-like. NCBI's taxonomy places the organism in Eukaryota, Metazoa, Chordata, Mammalia, Rodentia, Muridae. The annotation marks the transcript as partial. The transcript has 2 exons. The record is from RefSeq and is a predicted model, not a curated record.
GUCCAGAUUCUCUAAGUUGCAAUUUCAUUGUCAAGUAUCGAAACUCAUCUGGACAGUGCUCAGUGAAUGGAAAGUCUCUCUUUUAUUUUGAUGAUGAAAAACAGGAGGAAAAUGCCACUGAGGUGUGUGCUGGUUUGUACCAAAGCCUGAAAGACACUUUUGAUAAGAUGACGAACCAGGAAUCAGGGCUAUUCAAGUCCCAGGGUAAUCGUCCCUUGCAGGUCAGAACACAAUCUCAAUAUAAUCAAGGAGAAUUCACUGAUAGACGCUGGGCCUUCACUGUUGAUGAACAGUAUUCUUUCUACUUUUAUGCAAAAAACAUGACCUGGAGAGAGGGUCACCCUGAUGCCAUCAGGACCAUGAGGCAAUGGGAGAGCAACACGAAACUUGUCCAAAGUCUCAGGACACUCUCCAGGGGAGAUUUCAGUUCCUGUCUCAAGAAACCGAAACACUCCAGAGAAAUGCCAC